Schistocerca serialis cubense is the source of this 1019-nucleotide messenger RNA. It is a transcript of the gene Arv1, whose product is annotated as protein ARV1. Bases 213 to 953 code for a protein of 246 amino acids. Gene Ontology annotation, cellular component: cortical endoplasmic reticulum; Golgi apparatus. Gene Ontology annotation, biological process: regulation of plasma membrane sterol distribution; sphingolipid metabolic process; sterol metabolic process. The transcript has 6 exons. The record is from RefSeq and is a predicted model, not a curated record. Lineage: Eukaryota; Metazoa; Arthropoda; Insecta; Orthoptera; Acrididae.
CUGGCAGAAGUGCUGUAAGAUCAGUUUUCGCUUUACUAUCAUCUGUGUAUUUACGUUCGGCGCGAGGGGCAAAUUUUAUAAGAAGUGACUAAUGAAGUCCAGUGUGAAGUACAUACAGACGGUGGCGGGCAAAGAUUUUGGAACCUAAGCUUUCCUUAAAAAUAUAUAACAACAGUUCCGUAUUUUGUCGCUGUCUAUAUUUGAAGAACCUGAUGCAGAAUGAUAGGUGCCAGUAUGAAUGUAUCCACUGUGGAAACCAAAUACAGGACCUUUUCAAGAAGUACAGUGCUACUGUACUGAAGCUGACAGAAUGUCAAAAUUGCAAGAACAUUGCUGACAAGUAUAUUGAAUAUGACCCUGUAAUUGUUAUGAUUGACCUGGUUCUGCUGAAUGAGCAAGCUUACCGACACAUCUUGUGGAAUACUGGCUUUGAGGGCCAUUGGAAGCUUGCAGCUGUGUUGCUUUUGGCUGAAACAUAUUGCGAAUGGGUGUCCAUGAAGAAACAGUAUUCUCCAUUAAGCAAUGGAGGCUAUAAAAGUACAGAACUUAUGUUUGAAGGAGAGAAAUACUUUUACAUCACUUGCUUGCAAGUCCUUUUUGGUCACAUGCUGCUUCUUGCUACAGUGUUAGCAGUAACAAAGCUGUAUUGGAUUGUUUUUCCAAAAAAAUAUCAAGAAAAUUUUACAUUUUUGAUCUUUUGGAAGGCAUUUGUUCUGUCAAAUUUUGGAAAAUUUCUUACAGUUGCAGAGUUAAUAUGGGAUGGCAAUGGAAAUGGAAUAACAAGUUCGUUUGUUGCAAUCUACGUAUAUCUCUCACAGUUACACUCUUACUCAGUCAUUUCCAAGACCUCAAAAACAGUGGCUGGUUUUGUGGUACUACUUGGAUUUUUUACAAAAACAAUCAUAACAGAAUCAGAAACACUGCAUGUACAGCUUUACAAAUAUGCAAUGUAAAUCUGGGAAGGAUGUGAUUUCAAGGAGUUAAGAGAAAUAAAGAAUAGAUUGAUGGUGUUGAAUAAA